Molecule: messenger RNA, 1547 nt
Organism: Mesitornis unicolor (brown roatelo)
Lineage: Eukaryota; Metazoa; Chordata; Aves; Mesitornithiformes; Mesitornithidae
Gene: TINAG
Product: tubulointerstitial nephritis antigen
Exons: 11
Coding region: 38-1441 (467 amino acids)
Biological process (GO): proteolysis
Cellular component (GO): lysosome
Molecular function (GO): cysteine-type peptidase activity
Source: RefSeq, a predicted model, not a curated record
ACAAAGAGCCUCAAAAAAACCCGCUAGUGGCAGAAGAAUGUGGCUCAAAAGUCAGAUAUUGCUCUUGUAUUGCAUCGUCAGUGAAGUCUGGAUGGCAAAGCAGCUUGACUCUAGAAAAAAUUUCCCCCAAAGACCUUCCUCUGUUGAAGAUGGUGGUUCUGCAAGGUGGAACAGGCUAAAGAGGAGCCUGUAUCAGGGAAGGUCCUGCAGGGUACGAGGCUGUUGCACAGGAAGAGACGAUGACUGCAGCUUCAACGUCGUCUCUAAAGCAGCUAUAUGUUACUGUGACCAGUUCUGUGCCUCAGGUUCUCCUGGCCCUGUAGACUGCUGUGGUGACUACUGGGAUGUCUGUGACCAUCCCGUUGAGCCCACCAGAUCAGAUGAGCCUUGGCCACCUCCACCAUCAGGUUGUUAUAAAGAUGGCCGACAUUAUGGAGAAGGAACAAUCAUUAAAGACAACUGCAAUUUCUGCAAAUGCUUCCAAAGUCUCUGGAAGUGUUCAAAGGAAGUAUGCCUUGUUCGUCAAGACUUAAUUCAGCACAUCAAUUCUGGAGAUUAUGGGUGGAAAGCUGACAACUACAGUCAGUUCUGGGGAAUGACAGUGGAAGAAGGUUUCAAAAAACGCCUGGGUACCUUUCCUCCGUCUCAUUCCUUGCUGAAUAUGAAAGAAACUCUAGGAAACUCUCUUCCAGAAGAAAAAUUUCCUGAAUUUUUUGCAGCCACUUAUGCAUGGCCUGAGUGGAUUCAUGAUCCUCUGGAUCAACGAAACUGUGGAGCAUCCUGGGCUUUUUCAACUGCAAGUGUUGCAGCUGAUAGAAUAGCGAUUCUUUCCGAAGGUCAGAUCACAGACAACCUUUCCGCUCAGAAUUUGAUCUCUUGUGAUAACAGGAAUCAACAUGGAUGUAACGGUGGAAGUAUCGAUGGUGCCUGGAGAUAUCUGAAAACACAUGGGGUUGUAUCCUAUGCUUGUUAUCCAUCAUUUUGGAACAACCACCUGGAGCCAUCAGGUGAAAAUCGCUGUUAUGUGUCAAGUGAAUAUGGAAAAAACUAUACAAAUGGGCCAUGUCCCAAUGCUUUAGAAGAAUCCAAUCGGUUAUACCAGUUUGCAUCUUACUACAGGGUCUCUUCAAAAGAAACUGAUAUAAUGAAAGAAAUCAUGGACAAAGGACCAGUGCAAGCUAUAAUGAAAGCGUAUGAAGAUUUUUUCCUUUACAAAGAGGGAAUCUAUAGACACUUGCAGAAAGUAGGAUCUAAAUGGAAAACUCAUUCAGUCAAACUCCUUGGGUGGGGAGUGUUACCUGACAGAAAUGGACAAAAACAGAAGUUCUGGAUUGCUGCAAAUUCCUGGGGAAAGUCUUGGGGAGAAAAUGGUUAUUUUAGGAUUCUACGUGGACAAAAUGAGUGUGAUAUUGAAAAGCUGAUUUUAGCUACUUUGGGAUAGCCAUAGUCUUCUACUGUAAUUGUAUUGUACUGUACUCUGCUUUAUGUACCUGUUCUUUCCAUUGUUGCAUAUUGAGUCUUUCUAGAGAAAUAAAAAUAUCUUCUCU